Molecule: messenger RNA, 1164 nt
Organism: Ylistrum balloti
Lineage: Eukaryota; Metazoa; Mollusca; Bivalvia; Pectinida; Pectinidae
Exons: 13
Coding region: 1-1164 (387 amino acids)
Molecular function (GO): mRNA binding
Source: RefSeq, a predicted model, not a curated record
AUGCGAACAGAUAUGGCUACAACAACUUUAAAUACGGAUACAACGAUAGCCUUGAGUCAAAGCAUGGACUCGGUAAAUGCUGUAGCUGAGGAAGAGGUGCGGACCUUGUUUGUUAGUGGUCUUCCAAUGGAUGCAAAACCCCGUGAACUAUACCUAUUAUUUAGGACAUACGAGGGUUACGAAAAUGCUUUAUUAAAGGUGAUGGGAAAACCUGGCAAAAAUAAUGCAGUAAGUAAUCCUGUCGGAUUUGUUACAUUCAACACAAGGAAAGCUGCAGAAGCAGCGAAAGCUGAUUUACAGGGGGUCCGAUUUGAUCCCGAUCUCCCACAGCUGUUGAGGUUAGAGUUCGCAAAGAGCAACACAAAAGUUACCAAGCCUAAGCAACAGAGUCCACAGCCAGCGGCCACGCACCCCACACUGAUUCACCCCAUCACAGGACAAGAGUUAGGAACAGCUACGUUUUUCCCAAGCGCACCUGAGGCAUGGGCACCGCAUCCUUUGGCGGCCUAUCCUGACUUGACGCAGAGUGCUGCUGCUGCGGCCACUAUCCACCAAACAGCCGCACUUAUCCACCAUCCCGCCCUCGCACAAGUACCGGUACGGCGAGCUUCAGAAUGGUCUACAGUUAGCUAUCAAGAUACAUGGCUUCAGCAGCUGCCUCAGGAAUGGUACCACCAACUUACUCAGAUUCACCACCCUGCCAUGAUGGCCCCCUCUGCUGUGUCGGCCGCCUUGCCACACCCCCCUAUUGCCGCCACGCCUAUCUUAACUAGCCCUAUUAGCACGAUGAGCACCACACCUGCCGCAGCAGCGGCAACGUCGAGCCCAGGGGUGCCGCUGACACCGAACAACACACCAUGCUCCACGCUGUUCGUGGCCAAUCUAGGCCAAUUCUCCUCUGAACAGGAACUAAAGGAUCUGUUUAGCAGUUUCCAGGGUUUCAGCCGGCUAAGAAUGCAUAACAAGGGCGGAUCACCAGUGGCAUUUGUGGAAUUCCAGGAUGUUAGACAAGCUUUGGAGGCCAAGAGCAGACUACAAGGUUUUGUACUGUUAUCGUCAGACCGUGGAGGAAUUCGUAUAGAAUAUGCAAAAAAUAGGAUGGGGGAGGUCGUGGGACAGAACGAGGUUUUAGGUUCUCCCAUUUCUCCAAAUUCUGCCUUCUAA